Stegostoma tigrinum is the source of this 3070-nucleotide messenger RNA. RefSeq lists its product as uncharacterized. NCBI's taxonomy places the organism in Eukaryota, Metazoa, Chordata, Chondrichthyes, Orectolobiformes, Stegostomatidae. Bases 215 to 2362 code for a protein of 715 amino acids. The transcript has 2 exons. The record is from RefSeq and is a predicted model, not a curated record.
CUGAGGGAGCACGGUAACUGGUCUUCGAUUUACCUCGGCCCUCUUCACCUUUAUCCCCUUCAACAAACACAUCUUCAACCUGCUUUAAAGAUGACGCUAGAGUCUGGAGAUUCUUCAACCGAAGGGGCCUGGCAGCCGACUUUGGAAUUGCGACCACAAACCCAGACGGACCAGACAUUUACUAGCUUCUCACAGGCCUGACCUACCUGACCACAUGGAUAACCAGCAGCAAGGCCUGGCUGGUCUGGGAACAAGAACUGACCUCACGGAGACCCGAGGGACCAGACCCUUACCAGUUUCUCAAAGGUCCAACCAACUUGGCCGCGUGGUGCAACGACAUCGAGGCCCUUCCAGCCCGAGAACGACACCUGACCUAACGGUCCGACAUCAAGGGAACCUGACCUGUCCGGGGACAAGACCUGACCUCGCAGAGACCCGACAUCGAAGAGACCUGACCAGACAGACUAUAGGACCGCCUGAAGCACUCGAGGCUGUGACCAGUUCCCAGGAUCUGACUAGAUGCACUCACUUAUCUCCUGUAGUGGCUCACGGCCCCAACCAAUUCCAGGGCCCAACCAGAAGCAGCCACCAACCCAGGAAAAGGGGGAGACGUGCUGGCCUACAGGUGAGACUGAAACAACGUGGUUUCAAGUCCUCCCUCCCCAGCAUAUUCCUGGCAAAUGUCCAAGCUAUCGAAAACAAGCUAGAUGAACUUAAAACUAGACUCACCUAUCAGAGGGAAUUGAGAGAUUGCUGUGUGCUUUGUUUUACAGAGACAUGGCUCACUCCCACUACACCUGACAAUGCCUUACAGCCUGAGGGCUUCUCAAUUCAUCGGAUGGACUGCACAGUGUCCUUGGGUAGGGCAAGGGAUGGAGGGGUCUGCCUCCUAAUCAAUAACUCUUGGUGCUCAGAUGUGGCCACCCUGCUAAGUUACUGCUCCCAGGACCUAGAAUAUUUAAUGUUGAAGUGCCGUCCCUAUUACCUGCCGCGGGAGUUCACCUGUGUUAUUCUGACAGUAGUUUACAUCCCACCCCAUGCAGAAAUGAAGAGUGCACUUGAUGAAAUAUACACAGUUACAAAUAGAUUCGAGAUGAAAUACCCUGAGGCCUUGUUCAUCAUAGCUGGUGACUUCAACCAGGCCAACCUCAAAAGUGUUCUACCAAAAUACCAUCAACACGUCUCCUGUCCCACCAGAGGUGCAAACAUUCUUGACCAUUGCUACACAACUGUCAAAGAUGCCUACUGCUCCAUACCUCGCCCACAUUUUGGAAACUCAGACCGUAACGCUGUGUUCCUUCUCCCAGCUUACAAGCAGAAACUGAAGCGGGAAAACCCAGUACAGAGAGUCGUACAGUGCUGGUCUGAAGAGACGGACAAGCUCCUACGUGACUGCUUCGAGUCGGUGGACUGGUCCGUAUUCAAGAACUCAGCAGCCAACUUAAAUGAGUAUGCCACUACUGUUACAGACUUCAUCAGUAAGUGUGUAGAAGACUGCGUGCCAAAGAAGUUAAUCCGAGUGUUCCCCAACCAGAAACCAUGGAUGAACUGGGAGAUUCACUCCCUCCUCAAGUCCAGGUCUGAGGCAUUCAAGUCGGGUGACCCUGACCUAUACAAGAAAUCCAGGUACGACCUUCGUAAAGCCAUCAGAGAUGCCAAGAGACAGCACCAGAAUAAGCUAGAGUCCCAGACUAACCAUGCAAGCAGUUCUCAUUUGUGGCAAGGCUUAUGUGACAUAAUGGGCUACAAAGAAUCAAGUAGAACUGCUGGCAGCAAUACAUCACUCUCCGAUGAGCUUAAUGCAUUCUAUGCUUGUUCCGAACAGAAGGUCAGUGAAACGAUGUCCCCUGCUCCGAUAGUCUGGAGUGCACCUGUACCCACAAUCACCGUUGCAGAUGUUAGAUCAGCCUUUCUAAGAGUGAACCCACGGAAAGUGACUGGCCCGGAUGGAAUCCCUGGCCGUGCACUUGGAUCCUGCGCAGACCAGCUUGCUGGAGUAUUUGCUGACAUCUUUAACCUCUCCUUGCUCCAAUCUGAAGUCCCCAAUUGCUUCAAGAAGACCACUAUUGUCUCGAUGCCAAAGGAAAAUCAAGCAUCGUGCCUCAAUGACUACCAUCCAGUGGCUCUGACAUCCUUAAUUAUGAAGUGCUUUGAGAGUUUAGUCAAGGCUCACAUCAACCCCAGCCUCCCAGCCUGUCUUGAUCCUUUACAGUUCACCUACUGUCACAACAGGUCCACGGCAGACGCCAUCUCUCUAGCCCUACACUCACCCCUUGAACAUCGGGAUAAUUAUGUCAGACUUAUUGACUACAGCUCCACCUUCAACACCAUAAUUCCAAUUAAACUGACCUCCAAACUCUGAGACCUAGGACUUUGCUCUGUCCUCUGUAACUGGAUCCCCAACUUCUUGAUCCAUACACCACGAUCAGUAAGGAUAGGCAACAACACCUUCUCCACCAUAAUCGUUAACACCAGUGCCCCACAAAGCUGCAUGCUCAGCCCCUUAUAAUACUGUUUGUACACACAUGACUGUGUGUACAAUUUCCACAUAACUCAGUUUACAAGUUUGCUGACAACACCACCAUUUUGUUUUGGAUCUCAAAACAACGAUGAGACAGAGUACAGGAAAGAAAGUAUUCAGUGACAUGGUGUAAGGGUAACAAUCUGGCCUUCACUGUUGGCGAAAGAAAGAGCUGGUUAUUGAUUUCAGGAAGUGUAGUGGAGGAUACUUCCCUGUCUAUAUCAAUAGUGCUGAGUUGGAGAUGUUCGAGUAGCAAUCACCAACAAUCUUCCUGCUAUGACCAAGAAAGCACCACAAUGCUUGUACACCCUCAGAAAGCCAAGGAAAUUCGUAAAGUCCAAAAGGACUCUUAAUUUUUAAUAGAUGUACAAUAGAAAGCAUCCUUUCAGUCUUGCAACUGCUCUUCCUGAGACGGCAAAAAUUACAGCGUUGUGAAUGCAGCCCAGUCCAUCACAUAAACCAGCCUUCCAUCCGUUGACACGCUAUCAGAGAUAAUGGGAACUGCAGAUGCUGGAGAAUUUGAAAUGACAAAGUGUGGGGCUGGAUGAA